AUGUCAAAGCCACCCAACUUCUCAACCGUAGAGGUCGAGUACCUCUCGGAUAGUGCAGUCCAAUUUAGCUACAACCAGCCCAAAAUCUCGAAUGCCUUCACGCUACAGCAAUACCACGACUUACGAGAAGCAUUGCUGUGGGCUCUGACCGAGCCAAAGAUAAAUGUAGUGGUCCAAUGCGGCAAAGGCAAGCACUACUGCGCCGGCAAAGUCCUCCAAUCCCCAGAUGAAGGUGGCCCGACCAUCGAACAGGAAAUCGAAGCCGGCGGCAAACUGGGUGAAGUCUUGCAAGGCUAUCCCAAAGUCUUGAUCGCAGCAAUCCACGGCGCAGCGAUCGGCUGGGGCUGCACGCAGCUUUUUAACUUCGACCUUGUGUACGCGCAUCCGAAUGCUUUCUUUCAGACGCCAUUUAUGUCGCUUGGCUUCGUGCCAGAAGGCCAGAGCUCGUACACGUUCCCGAAGGUGAUGGGGAAGCAGCAUGCCAACCGGCUGCUGCUGGGAGCGGAGCGGGUGAGUGCGCCGGAGAUGUAUACGAGUGGGCUCGUGACGCAGGUCAUCGGGGAGAGUGCAGACUCGAGAGAGACGUUCCUGUCCAAGGUCGCGGAGAUCGGGAAGCGGAUCGGUGGCUUCAGUGGCGAGAGCCUGCGAAUGUGUAAGGCUCUAGCGAAUCGACCAGUUACGCUGGCAGAACAGCGAGAGGCAGGUAUGAGGGAAGGUGCCGAUCUGAAGGUUCGAUUGAACAGUCCCGAGACCAAGGCGAUGAUGGCGGCGUUUGCGAACAAGCCCAAAGGCAAGGACAAGAGCAAGCUUUAG
Saxophila tyrrhenica is the source of this 813-nucleotide messenger RNA. RefSeq lists its product as uncharacterized. Lineage: Eukaryota; Fungi; Ascomycota; Dothideomycetes; Mycosphaerellales; Extremaceae. The coding region runs from base 1 to 813 and encodes 270 amino acids. The transcript has 2 exons. The record is from RefSeq and is a predicted model, not a curated record.